Messenger RNA from Branchiostoma floridae (Florida lancelet), 3537 nucleotides. RefSeq names its product polycystic kidney disease protein 1-like 2. The transcript is spliced from 14 exons. Gene Ontology annotation, cellular component: membrane. The record is from RefSeq and is a predicted model, not a curated record. Gene Ontology annotation, molecular function: protein binding; calcium ion binding; calcium channel activity. Bases 1 to 2784 code for a protein of 927 amino acids. Gene Ontology annotation, biological process: detection of mechanical stimulus. Lineage: Eukaryota; Metazoa; Chordata; Leptocardii; Amphioxiformes; Branchiostomatidae.
AUGCCUGCUCCUCACGUCUAUCAACUCACGGUCACCACCGGGUCCAUGUUCGGGGCAGGCACCACGUCACGGGUCGCCUUCCAGCUGGAAGGGUCAGAGGGCAAGACUGCGGUCAAGAUGCUGAACCCAGGAGGGGAGUCACUUGGAGAAGUGAUGUUGUUGCACAUCUGGCACGAUAACUCUGGGGAAGGUGACACGUCAUCGUGGUUCCUCGGAAGUUUUGUCGUCAGAGAUGUAGAGAAGGAUGUGGUACAUUACUUCACCUGUAAUGACUGGUUGUCGGAACACAAAGGUGAUGGUGAGUUACAGAAGGUGGUGUGCGCCAGCACCAAGAAGGAGCUGUCAUCCUUCUCAAACGUCUUCAACGAGGCAACCCGUGACGUGUUCUACGAUAAACAGCUGUGGGCGUCAGCCAUCGUAGCCGCGCCUGGUUCCAGCUUCACCCAGGCCCAGCGCCUGUCCUGUUGCUUUACUCUCCUGAACACCAUGAUGCUGGCCAGCGCCAUGUGGUACGGGACAGAAACCACAACUGCUGGCACAGCAGUGUUCGACCUGGGGUUUGUUCGUUUCACAAGAGAGGAUCUGUACAUCACCCUCAUGACAAUCCUGACUGUAUUUCCGGUCAAUCUGAUUAUUGUACAACUGUUCCGCAUGGAGGCGCCACUGAUUGUGAGCACGCCGGAGAUGACUAUCGGCACGUCCAAGCAAAGUCAUCUGCAGAAAUCCCUGCGCCGCCUGGCCAGGUACGCGGCGUGGGUAGCUGUGUUCCUGGUGUCCACCUGCUCCGCGUUCUUCGUCAUCCUGUACAGUAUGGACUGGGGCAAGGAGAGGAGUGACGCCUGGAUGAAGGCCUUUAUUCUGUCCUUCAUGGGGUCCAGUUGUGUAUUAGAGACCCUUCAGGUCUUUGUGCUCGGUGUGGUCCUGGCUGCCAUGUUUAGCCUCCCGUUCCUCGCCAGGCCCCCGGCUAUCCAGAAAGACGAGCUACAGCUGCACCUGUGGAACACUACAGUGCCAAAGAAACUCCGCCGGCCCGCCAAAGUAAAUCUCAAGUCGACUAAGAAGAAAAAGGAGCUAAAUAACAAGUCGGCUUCGACGCUGAUGGAGUUGUUCCUGCUGUUCGCCUUCGUGACCCUCCUGUUCUACAUCGCACAGAUGGACAAGGACACGCUGGCCUUCCACGAGAGGCAGACACUGCCCAGUAACAUUCUGAACGAGUAUGAUGCGAUCAGGAAACCUGACCAGCUGUACUCCUGGCUUGAGGAAGUUCUGUUGCCAACCCUCCACCCAUCAUCCUGGUACAACGGGCGGCAGAUGCGGUACUUGGACCGGCAGUUCGCACACAAUACCGCGGCCUUCCGCAUCGGCCCUGCACGUCUGGCACAGAUGAGGCAACAUCCAGGUGCCAUGACGAAGGAGAGGCAUGCUGGCCGAGGCUGGGAUGUUCAACCAGCUGGGAACACGUCUUGUACCAGUUGGCGAUUCCUCUUCCCUACCUUCUCAAACCACCCCAACUACUCAUCUGACUGCAAGAACAUUCACUCUCUCAACCUCCCUCUUGACUAUGACAUCGCUGUGUCGUUCAUUAAUGCUUUGAAAGAUUCCGAGUACUUGGAUAAAUACACAAAGUCCUUUACAAUCGACAUCAACUUCUACAACCCCAGUUUGAAGCUGUUCAGCGUUGUGCACAUGGUCCUAGACCAUUCUGGUAUAGGCAGUCUCAUGCCAAAAGCAACAAUCACGUUGUUUCGAUUGUUUCAAUACGAAAGCGUUAAUGAUUACUCUAGUCUGUUUCUUCAUAUCGUAUUCACACUUCUCUUCUUAGUCAUACUCUUCAAGGAGAUUAAGUCAUUGGUAAAUACCACAGGGUGGGUGUAUUUUACUUCUCCUUGGAAUGCUGUUGGAUGGUUCAGCCUCAUCAGUACGGCUACAACCAUCUCCGUCUUCAUCAAGCGGUACGCCGUGGCUGCUGAUACACUCGCCGUGGUGGCUAGGAGCAACGGAGAUCUGGGAUUUCAGGAAUAUGUGGACCUGACAACCGCUGCUUGGUGGGAUGCUUGUUUCAAACACGUCUUGGGUAUCGCCGUCUUCAUCAACACCAUCUCCUUACUGCGCAUCGUCCGCUUCAGUCAAACGAUCGGCAAACUCCUGGCUCUACCCGGCAUCAUGAAGGAGGAGCUCCUGUCGUUCUUGGUCGUUACUGUAGUUGCCUUCAUGGCCUUCAUCAGCUCCGGGUACCUUGUGUUUGGGAGCCACAUAGAGUCCUACUCGGACAUGUACCAAACAACUUAUGCACUAUUUGAGAUGAUGCUUGGCAGGUUUUUCGCCAAUGAAAUGCUGGAUUCCAACCCCAUCACCGGGCCGAUCUUCUUCUCCACAUUCAUGAUCUGCAUCUUCAUCCUCCUGAUGAACUUCCUCAUGACCAUCAUCUGUGACGCCAUUUCCGCUGACGUUGACGUCACCCAUGACCGUGAACUUGCCGAUCACGUGUGGAGGAGCUUCAAGGCCAUGUUGGGUUUCCACAGCCCACCAAACAAUCAGGACAAAACAGGUGCAUCAAAGAUUGAAGAGUUGCAGGCUAACCUACGCCUUCUUCAGGAGGGCCUUGAUGAAAGCCUGGACAUCUGUAACUCCAUCCUUCCCCGGGACAGCCGGAGCCGUCUCAACGUUAAAGUACCGUCAUUCCAAACACGUGCCUCUCGGAAGCACACCUGUCCAGUCAUUGAUACUGAGUGUAAAGUGACAAUACAUAUGGAACCAGCAUCAGAUUCGGAUUCACAGUUCUAAAUAAUGUCAUUUUACUUACCGUUAAUCAUGGGUGGCUGUAAAUAUGUUUUAACGGCUUGAAUCAGUUGAUUUGUAUAUCUGUGAUUACAAGUAAUCGCACUCUAUAAAGUUCAGUAAGAUAGUUUUGAACUGUGUUAUAAACUGUUGUGAUAGGAUUGUAUAUAAGCAGUUUUGUAAGUAAUUAUAAUGAAGGGGUUAUCAAAUAUUCUAUGGCAUAUCAGUUCAACUGUUUUAUGAUAUACGAGUGUAGUAGUUAUAUCGUUAGCUGUUAUCCUAUUAUAAUGUGCAAUGUUGGAAAUUAAUGCUUGUUUAAAUGGCAAGUUUAACCAUCAAAUCUGAAUUGUUCUGUAUGUAUAUAAGGCAACAUACUUACUCUGUAAGUUCCUAACGUUGUUGUUGGUACGAGACGACCCAAUACUAUGUUUUUUUUUAAUUCAAUAAACUUUCUGUUGAGUGGUUCUAUGUAACGAAAUGUGAAUUGGAGUACAUCAGUCUGCAAUUAAGUCGAAAAUACUUAAGGAUAAAACAAUGUACAAUUCAGUCCACAUCACGCGGCUUCCCCGGCGCCCAAGGUCAUAUUGCACCAUUAGGUAAUCCAUACGCCCUACAGUAUUUUGAAAAGAAAAUUGGAUCCAUUUAUAGAGACAUUAUUAUAUUAUCCAACGUCUUCUUAUUUCACAAAUACAGAUGAAAAUUUGGACGCGAUAGCCCUUCGUAUUGUUACAAUUUAUGUACAGAAAUUGUAAACACGAU